GAAGGGGCUAAACUCAGAAAAAGGCAAAACUCCCCCCCCCCCACCUCUCAAAUUCAAAUCAAAUCAGUCAACUCCCUGCCAAAAAAAACUCAUCCAUUCACUCCCUUUUUAGGGUUAGAUCUCAAACUGUAACUCUCUCUGUUCAAUUCUCUCGCCAAAUGAACCAAUCAUCAAAAACCCACAAGCAAAAACGCCAAACUGGAUUACCAGAACAACCCACCAAGACCCACAGGAGAAAGAAACAGCCUCAGCACCAGCCAAGCUUUAGAAGAAACCCACUUCAAGAUCUCAAUAAUGGUGGCAUUGAUAGCACCAGCAUUGAUAACACCAGCAAUGCUUCUUCUUUAUCCUCCAUUGAAGCUCCUAAGGGCUGUCUCAGGUUCUUCCUCUCUCACUCUUCUUCUUCCAGGACUGCAAAAACUCCUUUCAAUAAUAGCAGUAAUAAUCAGAGACUGAUAAAAGUAAAGCCCUUCUCCUCAAAAACCCCCACGUCAGCUCCUGAUAUGAUGAGACCCCCAAAGGAGAACUCAUCAAGGCAGAACCUUUUUGAGAGACCCAUUUCAAAAAAGGUGGAGAAGGUGAAGAGAAACCAUCCUCCAUGUCUGUACCAAUGGCAAUCUGGUAAGAAACGCACUUGUUCUAGAAAUGAAAUUGCUAAUGCUAAAGUUUCGUCCUUUUCGGAAUCAAGUGGCAGUCUUGUAAAUAAUAAGCUGAAAUCUGGGUCUGGAGAGUUGAAAAAGGUGAUAAUUGAUGGAGUAUAUGAGGGUAGUGAAGCAAAUUUGACUCCUUUGUGUAAAGUGGCCAGUGGGUCUGGUUUGAAUCUUGGAGCUGAUGGUAAGGUUAUGAAUGAUGAUUUUUAUGAGAAAUCAUCAAAUUGUAAUACUGACUCAAAAUCAACAAGUAGCAAUACCAAGACACCUCCAGUUCAGCCCUCAGUAUCACCAGAGAUACAAUGUGGAUCAUCUAUGAAGCUAAUGACAGGGAAACCGAUUACUCCUGCUACUUGUUAUGGUGCUGGUCAUGUUGUGUCUGGGGUCACUGACAAGAGGAAGUGUAGGCCGAGAGGGAUACUCGCUUGUGGAGAAGCUAAAGCACUUGGUAGUUUUGAUAGUGAUGAGGAUAUUGAACAAGAGAAUGAUAUAGCGCUUGUUGAGAAUUCUGCUCUUUCUGUGUUGCCUUUGCCUAUUGAAGCUUCAAUGCAUUGGCUUUUAUCACCCUGCGAUGAGGAGGAUGAGGACCAGAAGGAGAAUUCUCGAAACAAGUUAUGCGGUUUUCAGAGAUUGGAGGUGCGUGCCAUGCUCAAUUCUCCUGCUUCAAUUUCAUCUGGCUAUGGUGGCUUUUCACCGAAUUUGUGCAAUACAAGUGCUAACAGAAGUAUCUCUACUGUUAGUGCUGGGAGGAGGAGGAGUGCUUCUUUGCUUUCUCCCAGUGAGCUCCCUCUUCCCGAGUUUCAAGGAUUUCUGGGAACUCCUUUAUGUGACGACUUUGCUGUUUCACCUUUAGAAGAAGAGACGAAUAAUCGCCGUGGCCUAGAUGGAGAGAACUCUCCAUUCUCCAUAGGCUCCUUGGGUAGUGGGAAUGUAAUCCAGACCCCCCAAUCUGAUUCUAGCUCAGAUAGACGAGUUGGCGCGUCUUGGUUACAAGUAGAUGGUAAUAGAAAGAAAUGUAGCUUUGAUUCUGAACUCAAUUCAGUGGCUGAGCAUCUUCAGAUGACUAGUUUAUCUCCCAAGAGCCAUGCAUCAAUAUGGGAUCCAACCAAUUCAAGUUUUCGAUUUGAUUCUCUGACCAUGCCUUCCAAUUCAGUCGAUCUUUCUAAGUUUCACAAAAUUUUGGACGAUCGGGCUUCUUGGUUUUCUAAUUCUACAAUCGAGAAUGUAUCACAAUCUCAGAUGAGAAUAUCUUGGAGGGAAGGAUUGGUAAGUCGUAUUUUUGAGAUGGAUGAAUUUGAUUGUUGUAGAUACUUGUCUGAUGAAGAGCAUGAUGGCAGUGCCUGCAAAAUUGAUUGCUCAAAAUCUCAUAAGAGUCCUGAGCUCAAUGUUGAUGCAGCAACUGAUCGCAUUUCAAUUAACUGUUUUGGAUCUACUGAAUAUGUAAUGAAGGAACAGGGAACAGGUGACAAAACCAAGGAUAGCCUCCCUUCUCAGCCACCAUGUUCAUGCGCAGAGUCCAUAAGCACCGAUGGUGGUGGUCUUGUUUGUUCAGAUGAUUCAGAUUGGACCCUAUGCUACAAGAACCAUUUGUUUCAAGUAUAAUUCCUCUCCAUUGUUUUUUAAUUCAAUCAGAUAAACUCUGGCAAGCUUUAGCUCAAACGUGGUUCUUAAGGAUCGAUAUUGUACUAGUUACACAAUUUGUAUUUCAGUUGUAUUUCUCUUGAUUUUACUUAGUUUAAAUAUUGAUAUUCAUUGUUAUAUGAAAUCCAUUAACACUCUUUAUUCCAUUGCUAAAUUGUUUACAUCUCAUUUGAUGUCUUGGGGACCACUGAAAUAUAUGUUUUUCUGCUUGUUCAUAGCUUUUAUUUUCGUACUGAGUUUAAAAGACGGGUAAAAGAAGGUGUUAGGGGACAUAGCAGCAUAGCAAAGGAAAAAAAAAAGGGUGGUAAACAUAGGUUGAGAGAUCUGUUUUAACUGACGAUGAUUGUGCAGUGUUACUGGCUGGCCAGAAAGAUGAAUGAACGGUCCAUGAUGCCCAGCCCUUUCAGUUUGAAAAUACCAGGAUGUGCCAUCUCAAAAUAGGCAAAAGGUCUAUAAAAACGAAUCUUACAUAUGCUGGAUAUAGCUAUUACUAAAUAUAGCAAUUGGACAGAAAAUUAUUAGUAAAGUUCAAAUUACAGAGCAAGUUGCCUGGGCCUGGAGGUCGAUGCUAAUCAAAGAAGAAGAGUAAUUGUUAGAAGGUGUAUGACAAUGGGGUUUAAAACACAACCAAUUUAUGAUCUCUGGAUGUGCUUUGGAGUAAUGGUGCGGUAGUAAAUAUGAGCAAUUGUAUUAGAAGAAAAGAGCAUGUGGUGGCAUUUUCAAGGAAUAGCAAAUAGAGGAGCUUUUUCUGCAAGCCAUUGUCAUUUGAGCAGUGACUGAGUAUAUUGAUUUGCCGGGCUGUGGUCCCGGUACGAAGUCACAACUCCACGAUAAAGUUGAUACCAGAUGCGUAUUUGCUAAUAUUGGAUUAACCCUCUCUGGCAGUCUUGUAUUUGAGUUCCAAAACAAGAAAGUGACUCAGCAAAGAAAAUAUCUCGUGACGUGUUACAUUCUAGAGUUAUAUCUCAUGGAUUGCGGGAAUUUAUUCAUCAAUGGGUAUUGUAGCGGAAAUAAUCUUGCAGGUUUAGGAGUAUGACUUGCUGAAGUAGAGGGACAGUAUGGACAAGAAAGGGUCAUGACAAUUAGGGGGGGAAAAGGAUUUUCGGCUUCACAAGGAGAUGACAACCUGAAUGUUAUCCUUUGUAAUCAGCUUUGUUUAGUCAAAUUGCUGGAGAUGUCAUAGGCAGGGUAGGCUUAUUGAGUUAAUGACAAUGUCACGAUGCAUCUGGGAUUUGUUUCAAUAAUACUUGAAGUAAGCAUCUUACAACCAAUUAUUUAUCACUUCUAUGAACAAGGAUAUCUGUGGAAAUUUGUUCCUGAAGUAACCCUUGAUAAUGUAUAAAGAGCACCUAAAUUUUGGUUCUUGAACUAAAUAAAGAACAUGGACUCUGACAUUCUAGUAGACUGAAUCCGAGUAAACUGAAAAUGAUCUCUUGGAGGCUCUUUAUCAUUGCUACCCUUUUCUUUUGCCCCUGGGAUAAUCAGAUCGCGUCUUGAUCUAAGAUUCAAGACGUUGAUCCUACAAGAAAGAUCAUAUAGAUAUGCAUACAAGUGUGCAUAUGCAUUGCUUGUCAACGCAAGUAAUUUGAUUAAACUUAUCCAGAGUUAGUUGCCAUGUCAGGUAGACAUCACAGGUUAAAUCUUCCAAGAAACAGUCCCUGAUUUGGUUUCUAGAUAUUACUCUUGUGCAGGUCAUACUUGCCUCUUAAUUUGACAAAAUCCAAACGGAGUAUUUAGUAAUCAUUUAUGUUGUUUUAAGAUAAAAAAGGAAAAAGAAAAAGAAAAACCCAGAGUACUCUUAUAUAUGCUUCUAUUAUUCUAAGUCACCAUCACCACAUCUCCUAUGAUGAUUAGGUAAACAAGAACUAAGGCAUAUAAAACAUUUUGUUUAAUUAUUCCACCCAUCAAUGCCGGCUAUGAUCAUCUACGGAUUGUGGUGAAAAAAUUUAUGCAUUAAGGACCUAAGGCCACUCUGCUUAACAGAAUCAAUGGACAGUAAAGCUUCAUUUGUGCCGCCUAUGGUCAAUAGAUGACAGCUUUUUGAUGUGACAUCAACCAAAUCAACUUGGAUUAUCAUAGCACAAUAACUAAUCAUUAUUGUAAUAACUAGAAGUGACAGACGAAACAUAGUCUUAGCAGCCAGAUAUGAAGUGGUGGGAUAUUUUUACUGGUUGGGUGGUUGUAAAAGGCCUUUACAGGUUUAAUAGAAGUAUGUGGUCAAAUUCUUUAUUACAGUAAAAUGUCCCUGCUUUCUUGUGCCUGAGUGUUUGUUUUUAACUUGUAUUUUGUCAUGGGAGAUGAGUUUGCCAAUUCAAACCUCACUGGAUGGUUUAUGCGUGGACUCACUCAACAUGACCAAGUCAGCAAAAGGAAGAUAUGAUUCUUUAAUCUUUUGCUCACUAUAAAGAAAUGAGAAAAAGUUGUAGAAGGGAUAUCUAGGUAUAGUUGAUGCAUUCGAAUAGACAGAUUUCUUCAUUUUGCUUGUUCAAUACCAUGCCAUAUCACCAUUGUUUGAUUUUGAACUUGGAUUUUUAUUUUUAUUUUUUAUAAUAUGAUAUAAUUCAGUCUCUAUACAUGAUUUGGCUCUAUUUUGUUGUAAUGAUAAUGAUGAUCUCAUGGAAAGAUUAUAGAGUACGGGAAGUUUUGUUUAGUUUCUUUGUGAAAGUCUUGAGAUACAAUUAGACGUGUUGGACUUUUAAUCCCCACAUCAGAGAAAAGUUUUGUGGACAUUGGUAUAUCACUCUCACACCCCCACAACAGGGCCACCACUAAACCCACCAAGGUCUAAAGUCUAUAACUCCAAGCCUUAUUCAAACAAUUGAUUUGUAGUUGCAUUCAUAGGGAAAGGGAAGAACCAAACACGGAACAGGAAGUUCAAGGUGUGGUUUGAUGGAGGGCCUAAUUCCUCUGGUUUACAAAGCUUUCAUGAAGAAAAAAACUCGCAGCCAAUAUGAGUGCCUUUCAUCCGGUGCUGCACGAGGUUACAACAUCUCGGAUUUCUACGUUCAUGAAGCACCUAAAAGUGAGCUGCAUUUGGAACCAUCCAUGGAGAAGAAAACUUAUCAGAAAAAAGGUCAUCAGAGAUAUUUUUCUGUUCAUGGAGAUUUCUCAGGUGGAUUUUCGUCGCUGGCAGAUCGCUCAACAGCUGCUGCUUCUCCUCAAACAAAGAGACUUGUGAGGUUCAGGAGCCAAAGAGUGUAGCCUUAUUGGAUAUAUAACAGGUUCCUAGAAAUGAAACUUCUUCUGGUAUCAAAUGUCACAAGAUCUUGAUCCCUUUUUUUUUUUUCCCGUAUAAUUAAUCUUUGAUGUAGUCUUGCUCAAUUCCUGUUGUCUGAAAAUUGCUCCCCUUCAUUUUUUUUUUUCUUGUGAUGUUUCUCGUCCAAAUUUGAUGAGGUCAACUGUAUAAAAAUAAGGUUGUGCACGAGCUCAAUGAUUUGUAAAGGUUCUUGAGCGCAUGCUGCAUGCUUGCUGGUAAGGAUUUGGUCUUUAAUUCUUCCAAUGGAAAGAAGGUGGUAAUAAAUAUACAUCUCACUACUAAAACAAUAUAUUUCCCGUUUCCACUCUUCAA
Populus trichocarpa (black cottonwood) is the source of this 5859-nucleotide messenger RNA. RefSeq lists its product as uncharacterized. The transcript is spliced from 3 exons. The coding region runs from base 159 to 2252 and encodes 697 amino acids. Lineage: Eukaryota; Viridiplantae; Streptophyta; Magnoliopsida; Malpighiales; Salicaceae. The record is from RefSeq and is a predicted model, not a curated record.